Molecule: messenger RNA, 3147 nt
Organism: Mixia osmundae IAM 14324
Lineage: Eukaryota; Fungi; Basidiomycota; Mixiomycetes; Mixiales; Mixiaceae
Exons: 13
Coding region: 1-3147 (1048 amino acids)
Biological process (GO): P-body assembly; cytoplasmic stress granule assembly; protein phosphorylation
Cellular component (GO): P-body; cytoplasmic stress granule
Molecular function (GO): RNA helicase activity; ATP binding; mRNA binding
Source: RefSeq, a predicted model, not a curated record
AUGGCCGACGUAGCAAUGGAAACGAUGCAGCCUGCACCCGCGCCUGCAGCUGUCAAAGAAAGUGCGCCUCCGGCCGCGGCGGAACCUCGUCGCGUUCGCUUCAAUGUCGGCAGCAAGUACCAAGUGCGGGAGAUCAUCGGCGAAGGCGCAUAUGGUGUCGUCUGUAGUGCGUACCACAAGCCCACAGGCACUCGCGUGGCGAUCAAGAAAAUCCAGCCCUUCGAUCACACGACGCCCUCGCUGAUCGAGGAUGGCAGGCGUACGCUUCGCGAGCUCAAGCUACUCAAAUACUUCCAAGAACAAAACGUCUCGGAGAACAUUAUCUCCAUCAUCGACAUCAUCAAACCCUCGACGAUUGACAGCUUCAAAGAGGUGUACAUCAUUCAAGAGCUCAUGGAGACAGAUCUUCAUCGUGUGAUCCGUACCCAAGAUCUCUCAAUGUCGCAUAUCGAGUAUCUGACCUACCAAUGCCUUCGCGCACUCAAAGCUUGCCAUUCAGCCGAUAUCAUCCAUCGCGACCUCAAGCCGUCUAAUCUGUUGCUGAACAGCAAUUGCGACCUCAAAGUAUGCGAUUUUGGGCUUGCGCGCUCAAUUCAGACCGCUCAGCCAGCUGCCAACUCGUCCACCGGUUUCAUGACUGAAUACGUCGCCACGAGAUGGUAUCGCGCCCCGGAGAUCAUGCUCACAUUCAAGCAAUACACCAAAGCUAUCGACAUCUGGUCAGUCGGCUGCAUCGUCGCAGAGAUGCUUUCGGGGCGCCCGCUGUUCCCUGGUCGGGACUAUCAUCAUCAGCUGACCUUGAUCUUGGAUGUGCUUGGCACGCCGCCUCUUGACGAAUUCUACGCGAUCAAUUCGAGACGCUCUCGCGAUUACCUUCGCGCACUGCCGUUCCGCAAGAAGCGUUCAUUCGAGUCGCUGUUCCCCAACGCGCCGCCUGAAGCCAUCGAUUUCCUUUCGCGCUCGUUAACUUUUAGCCCGACGAAGCGCAUGACCGUCGAAGAAGCUCUUGCACACCCUUUCAUGUCGGCCUACCACGACCCAGAAGAUGAGCCUUCCGCGCCGCCGCUUCCGCCGCAUUUCUUCCACUUUGACCACGUGAAGGACGAGAUCACAAAGGACGCGCUCAAGCAGCUCCUGUACGAUGAGAGACGGCGAAAGACUGAUCGUCUUCAUCAGCUGCAGCGCGAGCGACACACCUCGCCAACGAAGCACAGAGUUCGCGCUACGCCUGACGACACCUCCACUCCGAGCGAUUGCCAGGGACGUCCAGCUGCGGUCAUCAUGGCUUCAGCAAGCACUUCCCGAGCGGCUGCAAACCCCGAGGGACAAUGGAAGGAGAAGCUCAACUUGCCAGCAAAAGACAAUCGACCGCAGACAGAGGAUGUGCUACGCACAAAGGGCAACGAAUUUGAAGACUACUUCCUCAAGCGAGAACUACUCAUGGGCAUCUUCGAGGCUGGAUUUGAGAAGCCUUCGCCGAUUCAAGAAGAGGCAAUCCCUAUCGCACUCGCCGGACGCGACAUCCUGGCGAGGGCAAAGAAUGGAACAGGCAAGACGGGAUCGUUUGUGAUCCCGGCGCUGGAGAAAGUGAACCCGAAAGUGAACAAGAUACAAGCGUUGAUAUUGGUGCCCACGCGAGAACUGGCGCUACAGACGUCUCAAGUCUGCAAGACGCUCGGCAAGCAUCUGGGCGUUCAAAUUAUGGUCACCACCGGCGGUACCUCACUCAAAGAUGAUAUCUUGCGACUACAAGAGACUGUGCACAUCGUCGUCGGCACACCAGGCAGAGUGCUCGACCUCGCCAGCAAAGGGAUUGCCGAUGUUUCUGCUUGCCCUACCUUUGUCAUGGACGAAGCCGACAAACUACUCUCGCCCGAAUUUACACUAGUCAUCGAACAGAUCCUCAGUCUAUUGCCAAAGGAUCGUCAAGUCAUGCUCUUCUCUGCUACUUUCCCACUGCUGGUCAAGGACUUCAAGGACAAGCACAUGACCAAACCUUACGAGAUCAAUCUCAUGGACGAACUCACGCUGCGCGGUGUGACGCAAUACUAUGCCUUUCUCGAAGAGCGCCAGAAGGUGCAUUGUCUGAACACGCUAUUCUCAAAGCUUCAGAUCAAUCAGUCCAUCAUCUUCACCAACUCGACGAGCCGAGUCGAGCUGCUGGCGAAGAAGAUUACCGAGCUCGGUUACUCUUGCUUCUAUUCGCAUGCAAAAAUGCUGCAGGCAGAUCGCAAUCGCGUCUUUCACGACUUUCGCAGUGGCAAAUGCCGUAACCUUGUAUGCUCGGAUCUACUCACUCGUGGUAUCGACGUGCCUUCAGUCAACGUCGUCAUCAACUUUGAUUUCCCGAAACAAAGCGAAUCCUACCUCCAUAGGAUAGGUAGAUCUGGUCGAUUUGGUCAUCUUGGUCUGGCAAUCAACCUCAUUACCUACGAGGACCGAUUCAAUCUCUACCGUAUCGAGCAAGAGCUCGGCACCGAGAUUCUUCCUAUCCCACCUACAAUCGACAGGUCGCUAUACGUCGCGCCAGGCUCUGGUGACCAUCCUGCCGAACGUAAGCCACAGCAACCGCGCAAUGCCAGCCAGCAACAGCCGCAGCAAACCGCACAGCGAGUGCAAGGGUCGUCGCAGCCAUCCUAUGCAUCCAAUCAUGCGCCCAACUCGACCAAUCGACCUAUCAUCCCACCCCAGCAAUCGAUGGUUCAGGCGCAGAAUCCUAUCAACGAGAUCAGUCAUGCCAAGCCAACACACUAUGCCAACGGUGCACCGCCAAACGGACGUCAGCGAGCAGGCGCAGGAAGGGGUCAGCAACCGGAUGGAGUCAGUCGCAGCAGUGCUGCACGAGAGAGCGCUACUACUAUCAAAGAGGCUCCCAAAGACAAGAUCAUCAUCUAUCGCCAGCAACUCAGGCAAGCCGUAUCGAUUCGAAGCGGCAUCCGCUGCGUUAACUCAGGCAGCAACAGAGAGGACCUCGCCGGUCGCUCUCACUUGUGUUCCCAUCGGAGUGCUCAACCACUCUGGCCGAUAACGAUGCUGCCCGAGAGCGCAAUGGCUCGAGGCCGUCGUCAUCAUCCUAGAGCAAGCUUCAACGCAUGCUCGCUUUCUUCAAUGCUUGGUGUGGAAGCCACCCUCAUCAUCUUGCAGUAA